ACAAAAACUUUUGAUUUUGAAUUAAAACGAAAACUUUUGGAUACUAUCAGCACUCAUCUAGGAAACAGCAUAAGGGGUAUGUAGAUUUUUAUUCCUCAAAAUGAUUCUAAAUGAUAUAAAAGAAAUAAGCGUUGCAAGUUUGAUAAAAUCAAAAUUCUUCAUAAAUUUAUUUUUGAUACUGAAGGCAAUUGGUCAAGCCGAAAGAGAAUAAGAAAUUUCAGUGGAUUUACGUUUGCUUUAAACAGUGAUGAUUUUAAUAAGAAAUUAAAAAGCAUAGAAAGUAACUUUUCGUUGAAUGAGCUAAUUACGAUUUCUAACAUUUUAAACAUAUCUUUUGAAGGCAAUAAAGCAGAAGUAGGGAAGAGAAUUCUGGCAGAUUUAUGUGUUUUGGAAACCUUAGCUCACCAUGUCUGACUCAACGUUUCAUCUGGUUCCAAGUCUGAAGUGGAUGAACCAAAUAAACAAAUUGAAGGUGGAGGUGAAUGUUCAAUGCAGUGCAAUAUAAAUAAAAAUAAAAGCAGUUUCGAUUCCUCUAUCCAAUCCGAAUGAAGUAAUGCUGUAGCUAGUUGUGUUUUCCAUAGUGUUACUAUUAAUUGUUCCGAUAUCGAGAAUACCAUUUUUAAAUUUAAUGCAGAGCUGCACAAGAAUGUUAUUCAUUGGAUCAAACGUUUUGAAAAUACCUCUAAAUUAUUCAGUUUGUCUGAAUCGAAAAAAUUCAUUUUUGCUAAAAGAUCCAUUGGUUACGUAACACCUCCUUAUUUGUAAGAACAGUACCUGACAUUAAUUCGUGGCAAAAACUAAAACAAGCUCUGAUCGAUAAAUUCUCUUUUGAAAUUAAUUCGGCUAGGUUGCAUGAGCUUGCGAGUAAGCGCACAAUGCAGGACUCUGAAUCCGUUCAGGAAUAUUAUUUAAAGAUGAAGGAGUUAUGUAAUUUUGGAAAAAUAGAUGAUGGUUGCUGUAAUUCAUUAAGUGAUUAAAGGGAUUAAUAAUAAACAUGAAAACAAAACUAUUUUAUAUGGAUGUAAAGACUUGUCAGAAUUUAAAGAAAGACUUAAAGUUUAUGAAGUAAUAAAAAGUGAUUCUGUUAAAAGUAAAGGUUUUCGAUAUAGUGAAGCCUAAACAUGAUUCCUACAAUAGAAAUAAUAAUACUUUUGAUAGAAACAAACAAGGUAUGGAAAUUAUGGAUCUAACACAAAAUGCAAAAAUGUAAAUAAAAAUAACAUAAAGCAGGAUGGUUAUGUUGAUAAUCGCAGUAAUAGAAUUUGUUAUAAUUGUGGUUCAAGAAAUCAUAUUUCUAAUUAUUGUAUUCAUAAGGAUAAAGGCUUAAAGUGUUUCCAGUGCGAAACAUUUGGCCAUAAGGCUUCUGAAUGCCCAAGGUCAAAUUCGAAACCAGAAGUUGCCAUUUUAGACGUUACUAUAAAACCAAGAUUGUUUAAAACAAUAAUAAUUGGUAACAUAGGUAUAAAGGCAGUGAUAGACACUGGAAGUCAAGCAACAUUACUUAGAAAAUCUGUUUUUGAUAAAUUAAGCUUUAGGGUGCGACUAUGCAGACGCGAGCGAGCGAGAAUAUGUGGCGAGAAGAGGUGAUGACGUUUCUCGCUCUCAUUUAUACGAUCACACAGACGCGAACGAACAAGAGAAAGUGGCGUGAAGUUGACGAGUCACGUGUUCCCUGACGAAUAAAAGAAAAUGGUUCGACAUCGACGCAUAUUACUAGCAAAGAAAAAGUUGUUGUUAUUAGGAUUACUUCAUGAAGAAGUAAAAAUAAAACGAAGAUACGGUGUCCAUCCCCUCUGGAAACAGUGAAAGGCUAAAGGACAUUAUCAUAAUUUGGUAAGAAAACAGAAUUUGUAUAACAUCAUGUUUGUCUAUAGUUUGAAAAAUAUUAAAAUAAAAUUCUUUUUAUAUAUAGAUGAAAGAUAUGAAGAAUAAUCAUUCCUCAAUUUUUAGAAAUUAUUUAAGAAUGGCUCCGUCACUAUUUGAUAAAUUAUUAACGCUGAUAGCUGAUCAAUUACAAAAAUACAGCAAUAAUGAGCCUAUUUCUCCUGGUGAAUGUUUAGCUAUUACAUUAAGAUUUUUGGCAACUGGAGACUCCUACAAAUCUUUAGCCUAUGCAUUUUAUGUAGGAUUCUCCACAAUCCAAAAAAUAAUACCAGAGACUUGCCAAGUUAUUUGGGACACACUUAAAGAAAAAUACAUUCCGGAACCUACUGAACAGAUAUGGAGGAAGUCUGCCAUAGAAUUUGAAAGAUUAUGGCAAUUCCCAAAUUGCUGUGGAGCAGUUGAUGGCAAGCAUGUCAACAUUCAGCAGCCUGCAAAUAGUGGCUCUCAAUUUUACAAUUAUAAGGUGAUUUUCAAAAUGAAUGAAAAUUUUAAUUUGAUUAAAUUUCUUCCAGGAACUAACUCCAUUGUAUUGUUAGGUAUUGCUGAUGCACAUUGCAAAUUCUUAGCUGUUGAUGUUGGUGCAUAUGGCUCAUUUUCUGAUGGAGGAGUUCUGAAAGCAUCAGCACUAGGCAAAAAUUUGAAAAAUGGAACAUUGGGGAUACCAAGUUCAAGUAUUCUGCCCAAUUCAAAUACUGUAGCACCACAUGUGUUGAUAGAUGAAGCAUUUCAACUCCACCCAGAUUUUAUGAGACCAUAUCCUGGUAGACAACUGUCCCCUUUGCAGAGUGUGUUUAAUUAUCGCUUAAGUCGAGCAAGGCGUUGUAUUGAAUGUGCCUUUGGUAUACUUGCCAAUCGAUGGAGAAUUUUUCGAAGACCCAUUGCUUUAGCACCAAAUAAUACAGAUAAAAUAAUAAAAGCAGCUGUUGUGUUACACAAUUAUAUGAUCACUGAGAAUAAUUCAUCAGAUGAAGCAGCAUAUUGCCCAGAAGGAUACAGAGAUUAUUUAGAUCCUAAUGGUGUAUUUUGCGAAGGUUCAUGGCGCACAGAUGAAUUGUGUAUGCAAUGGAAGCCAUUCAAAUAAAAUGUAUCAUGCAAUUUUUCAAAAUUGGCUGGAG
Molecule: messenger RNA, 2999 nt
Organism: Centruroides sculpturatus (bark scorpion)
Lineage: Eukaryota; Metazoa; Arthropoda; Arachnida; Scorpiones; Buthidae
Product: protein ALP1-like
Exons: 6
Coding region: 1913-2965 (350 amino acids)
Source: RefSeq, a predicted model, not a curated record